AACAAUGAGUUCAACACAACAGUACCAACAUGGAGCGAGAAGUCAACGCUCUCAGGAGGCUGACAAACGUCACAGAAAGAGGAGAGAAGAAAAAUACACCUGUGAUCAGUGUGGGAAGGAUUUUACUAGGAAAAGUUCAUUAAAAAGUCAUCAAAUCGUCCACACUGGAGAGAAACCAUUCAGCUGUGAUCAGUGUGAGAUGAAUUUUACUUGUAAUCGUUCAUUAAAAAGGCAUCAAGUCGUUCACAGUGGAGAAAGACCAUUCAGUUGUAACUUGUGUGGAAAGUCUUUUACUCAGGCUGGAAAUUUAAAAACCCACCAACUCAUUCACAGUGGAAAGAAACCCUACAGCUGUGAUCAGUGUGGUAAAGCUUUUACUCAAAAAAACAGCUUACAAAAGCAUCAAGUUACCCACUCUGGAAUUAAGGCAUACAGUUGUGAUUAUUGUAAAAAGACUUUUAGCCAACUAGGGCACCGAAAUGCACAUCUGCGCAUUCAUACUGGACAUAAUGCGUAUUGCUGUGAUCAGUGUGGUAAAAAGUUUGGAACACAAUCACAGUUACAGUCCCACAGAUUUGCCCACACUGUGGACACACCUCAUAAAUGUGACAUGUGUGAUAAGACUUUUAAAGCUCCAGAUUAUCUGAGAAGACACCAACAGAUCCACAGCAGAAAGAGACUCUACAAGUGCAGUUACUGUGAGAAGCAGAGCCACACAGAUGGAUCCAGUUCUCAGCCCUGUCAUCGCUGUGGUGGUGGGAAAGCAUUUCGCUGUGACCUUUGUGGGAAAACUUUCAAUCAUCAGCAGAACCUACAAAGACAUCAGCGUAGACACACUGGACACAAACUGAACUACUGCAAAGAAUGUGGGAGAAGCUUCCCCACAGCAAGUGAAUUAAAAAAACAUGAACUCAUCCACAGCGGGGUUAAAAAGCACCUCUGUGACCAGUGUGGGUCAUCCUUCAUCACUUCAACUCAUCUUAAAGUACAUAAACGAGUCCACACAGGAGAGAAACCAUACAAGUGCAGACACUGUGACAAAAGCUUCUCGUGUUCAAGUAGUCGUAACGAUCAUGAAAGUUCACACAUUGAAGGGAACUACAGCUGUGACCAGUGUGACAAGAGCUUCAAGAAUCUCAGUUCAUACACCUACCACAAACGAUCCCACGCUACAAAGAAACUGUUUCACUGUUACCAAUGUGCAAAAACAUUCACUUCAUUAUCUGCUCUGUCCAAACAUCAGCGAGAUCAUGCAGGGCUGAAAUCAUUCCCAUCAUUGGAUCACAAUGAAUCUGCAGACACACAAAGAUCCUCUUCUGGUUGCAGGGUCAAACUUAAAAACCUUGAGAUCCGGCUCCACAGAAUUCCGAUGGAAUCUCCUGUAAACAGUGUCAGCUAAUGUUACACUUGGAUCUGAUGAGGUAGCUCUGAUUUCUGGACUUGCAGUGAAUAAUCCUGAAUCUGACAUUUAGGAAGCUGCAAGUACAGAUAUAUACAUCAAGGUUUUUAUUUGUGUUUGAGGAAUUUUAUUUAUCCUUUAAAAUGUUAUCCCAGGUUUCCCAGUUAAAUUUGAAUCCUUUUAGAAACUGCAGUAUUUAGUAGUAGUGUAUGUAUUAUAGAAAUGUCUGUUAUAUCCAACUGAUACUGCAGCCAAACUUUAUCUUUAAUAAGUACUUAAAGGUUGGUUGAGUCAGUGCAGUACUCUGUUUAAUAAGCAGCAGCCAUCGAUAACUGCAGACAUCAUGUCUCAUUAGAAUUUAAUUAUUCAACUAAAUAAUUUCUCACAGGUGACCCUGUCUGUGGUUAUGAAUAUUAGCAGGUCAUUAAUAUCCAUUUAUACCACUGCAAUAACCAAGUCAGGGUUACUAUAGUGUUUGUUUAAUUACUUUCAAUUUUCUUUUUUGUACUUUUAGUUUUAGUUUAGUUUGUUCCAAGUGUGGAUUUGUAGUAGCAUAGAUGUUGUUGUUUGUUUCCUUUUUAUUAGUUUAUCUUGGUUUUCUUUGUAUUGCAGUAAUAUGUGGAAGUGUUGUCAGGAAGAGGACAGAUUUAGGAAGUACAGAGCAGGUAUUACAAUUCAAACACAGCAUCUUUGUGAAUGACUCAGUGAUGUAGAAAUCCAAGUCUCAGUUGUCUGCCCACUGAGUUAGCUUUGAAUCUUUUUAAUGCUUUUGAUGUUAGUCAUGGGUGUAAACUUAAUAAUAAUGCCUUAGACUUAUAUAGCGCUUUUCGAGGUACUCAAAGACACUUUACAAUUUCAUGCACUAUUCAUUCACACCUCAAUCAUACUGGUGGUAAGCUGGCGUGGCGCAGUCUGACAGAAGCGUAGCUGCCAAUUUGCGCCUAUGGCCCCUCCAACCACCACCAAACAGUAACCACAUUCACACUCAGGCAAUGUGGAUUAAGUGUCUUGCACAGGGACAGAACAAUAGCAUUCGCUCAGAUGGGGAUUAAAACCAGUGACCCCCCCGGUUGUGAGAUGAGCACCUACCCAAUGCGCCACUGCCACCCACAAAAUACAGUUUUUGGUCAGCACAAUUAUUUUUGAAGAAACCACCAUAUCAGUGGUAAUUAUAGAAAUAUUUUCUCUUCAUGAUCAUGGAAUAUUUUGUAGUUUCAAUAACUGCACCAAUUUAAGAAGAACAGAAACAAUCAUUGGUACCCAGGACAUUUGAUCUGUUUGAGAUAAACUUAUAAGGACCUCUAUGUACUUGGAGGGUCUGUAGCCCUGAAAAAUUACAUACUGUGAAGGGAUGAUUCUGCAAUAUCUCCAUUAAAUAAACUACAAUAAUCUUUUGUUUUUGUUUUUUUUCCUUUGGUAAGGGUUCAUUCACAAUUAUAAACAAUUUCGGAAGUCCAAAAAGAGUACUUUUUUCAGACCCCAUUGCCCAAAAAUGUACAAAUAAAAUGUUGAUCUUUUUUUCAAGUCUGAAAUUUAAUUUCACGGGAGUUUGCAUGUUCUCCCUGUGUCUAUGUGGAUUUUCUCCAGGUGCUCUGGUUUCCUCCCACAGUCCAAAGACAUGCAGUUACUGGGGUUAGGUUCAUUGGUGAUACUAAAUUGCCCAUAUUUGUGAAUGGAUGUCUGUGUCUGUUAGCCGUGUGACAGGCUGGAGACCUCUACAGGGUGUACCCCGCCUCUCGCCCUAUGGCAGCUGGGAUAGGCUCCAGCCCCCUCACGACCCUGAACAGGAUAACCGGAAGAGAAUGGAUGGAUUUAAUUUCACCUCGUUCUUUGGUAUUUUAAUGUAAUAGGAAGUAUUAAAAAAAAUCCUGGUUUUGAAAAUUCUGGAAAUCUUGGUAGCAAAUAUACUCUUUCCUAUCUAUUAAAACAUUGUGUUGUUGCACAAAUAAAAAUCCAUCCAUCCAUUUUCUUCCACUUAUUCUUUUCAGGGUUGUGAGAGGGCUGGAGCAUAUUCCAGCUGUA
Archocentrus centrarchus (flier cichlid) is the source of this 3421-nucleotide messenger RNA. RefSeq names its product zinc finger protein 665-like. The transcript has 3 exons. The record is from RefSeq and is a predicted model, not a curated record. Gene Ontology annotation, biological process: embryo development; regulation of transcription by RNA polymerase II. Lineage: Eukaryota; Metazoa; Chordata; Actinopteri; Cichliformes; Cichlidae. The coding region runs from base 5 to 1399 and encodes 464 amino acids. Gene Ontology annotation, molecular function: RNA polymerase II transcription regulatory region sequence-specific DNA binding; DNA-binding transcription factor activity, RNA polymerase II-specific. Gene Ontology annotation, cellular component: nucleus.